Gekko japonicus is the source of this 2683-nucleotide messenger RNA. RefSeq names its product microtubule-associated protein tau-like. The record is from RefSeq and is a predicted model, not a curated record. The transcript has 5 exons. Gene Ontology annotation, biological process: neuron projection development; microtubule cytoskeleton organization. The coding region runs from base 1 to 558 and encodes 185 amino acids. NCBI's taxonomy places the organism in Eukaryota, Metazoa, Chordata, Lepidosauria, Squamata, Gekkonidae. Gene Ontology annotation, molecular function: microtubule binding. Gene Ontology annotation, cellular component: neuron projection.
AUGACGUCACCUGGAAGUGACGUCAUUACGUUGGGCAUGUUGCCGGCCAACGCUCUAGCAAUCAGCCUGGAAACUCUGUGGUACCAUAACGUCCCAGGCAGGGACCGACUCUCCCCCGCUGUGCCAAGGGAACGAAUUCUGGCCACAAUACAAAUUGUUUACAAGCCGGUGGACCUCAGCCAUGUGACGUCUAAAUGUGGAUCCUUGGACAAUAUUCAUCAUAAACCAGGUGGUGGGCAGAUAGAAGUGAAAUCAGAGAAACUGGAAUUCAAAGAGAAGGUGCAGUCGAAAAUUGGGUCCCUCGAUAACAUCACCCAUGUUCCUGGAGGAGGAAAUAAAAAGAUUGAAAGCCACAAGCUGACCUUCCGCGAAAAUGCCAAAGCCAAGACCGACCACGGAGCUGAAAUUGUCUACAAGUCACCCACCAUUUCUGGAGAAGGUUCCCCGCGUCGCCUUAGCAACGUCUCCUCCACUGGAAGCAUCAACAUGGUGGACUCCCCGCAGCUGGCCACGUUGGCCGACGAAGUGUCUGCCUCUCUGGCCAAGCAGGGCUUGUGAUUGCGUUAAGCGGGCGGAGAGAAUAAGAAGAGAAGAAUCCAAUCUGGCCUUUCUUCCUCUGUUCCUUUGAUAUCUGCAUCUCCCGCCUCCCCCAGUCAUUCCUUACUUUUCCCCAUUGGCAGGCUGUUUCAACUUGCUCUCUCCUCUCCCCCCAGCCCCUUUCUCCAUUCACUCAUCUCUAGCCCCCGAGGACUUCAAAAUUAGCAGUUGGCUCGGAAACCACCAUCCACACGCUGUUUCCAGUUACCUGAGUCUAGACCAGGGCUCUCCGCUGAGCUCAUCGGAAAGUGGGCAGGGCCAUUGUAAGGCUGCGCUUGUGAUUGGCUGCUCUCUUUCCCAUGUUGGUGGGUCAGGAGUGGCAAGCAUCCCCUCUUCUAUUCCUCCUUCAGGCUCGCUUUCGUUUUGUCUCUCCCCACCCCCUUCCCUAUUCUUGGGUUUGCCUUUGUUUCUUCUGAUUCCCCUUUCCGCGUGGUUGUUUUGCAAAGCGAGGAGGGGAGGGCGUUGUGUUUGGCUGCAUCUCCGGCACCAGCUGCUUUUGGCUGACGCUCGCCACCCUUUCCACCCACCCCAAAGGUGCCCACAGGCUCAAAAGGGUCCGGGACCCCCUGGUCUACAGAAACAUCCUUUCCUCACUUGCCCCUAGCAAAGGAAGCUCCUGGGUACACUUGUGCUGCUUGAAAUGUGGCUCUUCGAUGGGAGGGUGGGUGUCUCCUUCUCGAGCUGUGUGGAGCAAAUGCCCCUCCGUGAAGACAGAAGAGAGCCCUUGGGCAGGAUGAUUACUUAGCUCCCUCCCCCCUAUUGCUUUAUGAUAAUAUAUUCCCAUGUUGUUGGUGGUGGGUGGUGGGGGGACUAUCGCUGUCAACCUUAUGCACAGUUUUUGUGUGUGUAACGUCACCUCCUGCUGGAAGACCCGAGGCCUUCUGUGUAACAUCGGCAGGUCCCUUCUGCGGAGGGGGGCUUCACGCACAGCGGGAAGGGAGCAAAGUUUCCAUGGAACUGCAUCAUUCAUUCCCUUUCUUACUUUGUCCCUUGGGGAGUUUCCCUCAUGCGAUUUGACUGCAUGUGCAUUAUCCUGGGUUAGGGCAAUACUGUAGUGUUGGGUUAAAAGGCACCUGCCUGCUGCUGCCCUCUCCAGCCCGAGCCGAAUUUUAGAGUCCUGAAAGCUGCUGGGUCCCUUCGGCUCGAUAGUUCACAGAUGGGAGUGUAUUAGGAGGCAGGAUGGACACACUUCGCUUGUCCCUCCCCCCAAAGCAAUGCUGUGAACAUGGGCCUGUUGCCUUUAGUUCUUACCCAGGACAGCCGUUUCUGUAUUUGGCUCUCUCCUCUCCAUUCCCUUAGUAGUCUGCUGCAGAAUCCGGGCUUUAGUCGUUACCUUCCCCCCCCUCCCCCAACUUCCACCUACCAGCCCGCAUCAGCCCUGUGCCAUUCAUUCUCUAUGUUCCUCGGGCAGCCUGGGACAUUGGGUUGCUGCAUGUCUAGAGAGAGGAGGAGGAGGAAGUCAUGGGCUGGAUGUGAAGUCCAAGAGGCUGCGGUGUUCUUCUUUGUUUCUCUGAGAAACUUUAGGGCUUUAAAAAAAAAAACAACCCCGGGAUGCACGUGCUUCAAAUGCGAGCAGAUGUCCUGCAGGAAUGGUAGCUCCCAGUAUGCGCAGGCUGGGUUGUGUGUGUCAUGCUGAAAAACAGAUCUGUUUCCCUUCUUGCAUAAGCAUUUGUGUGUAGCCAGGGCUUUGGUCAUUAAUGCAUGUUUGCCCCUUACUGAUCGCCAUCUGUGAAGGAAGCACAGUGGAUGAAUGGAUGAAGCUCACACAUUGCAACUGCGAAUCAUCAAGUAUUGUUCCUUUGCUGAACUGCAUGCACGUGUCUCUAAGGGAGCCCACCACACAAUGCAGCCAGCCGGUGCUCGAUCAAAACCGAGGUCUGUAAGGGUGCCUCCUAAUGAGGGAGAAAACCCAAACUACCUUCUGAAUUCGAGUGCUUUUCUGCACCCUGGGCAGGCAAAGGUCUUUCCUGUACCAUUAAGGGAGAGAUCACCUCUGGGAGGAAGGUUGCACUAUCAGGUGGGUAGUACCUUACUAAUCUUACUCCAGCAGGGUUACAGGAAGACCCUCUCAUAGGAUAGGAAACAC